CCGUGUCCUCUCCUCCUCUCGACAGCAUCCAGAACUAUAGCGCAACCGUCCCCAUCACUCUUUUUUCCUCCCCACCCCCCCACCUCUCUUUUUUUCAGAGAUCGCUCUCCUCUGCGUCUCUGGCCCCCGCCGCCCUCCCCACCCCCGGCCACCCCGCUCCAUCCAUCCCAGCUCAGUCCCUCACUCAUCUGACGCACGUCAGAGGAACGGACCCGAAGUAAGCAGAGAAAAAUAAAUUUUAAAAAACCAAAACCAUAAUCAGCUGAGCCAACCGCCGCCGAUAUGAUCCAGAGGCUCCUGCUACUGCUGCACCGGACAGAGGCGCCGUCCUGAAGCCGGGAGGAGAGCACUCUCACCCGGCCACACUGCUGCUGAGGGCUCGCCCGGGAGGAGGCGGAGGAGGCAGCGGCGGAGGAGAAGCAGGAGCAGGAGCAGGAGCAGGAGGAGGAGGAGGAGAGGGGAGGAACUAAGGGGAAGCGGACAGGCACAAGUCGAGGACUUGCAUUUUAAGCAAACUGCUUAGAGAAAAGAGAGAGAGGGAGAGAGAGAGAGAGAGGAGCCGUGAAAGAAGGGGAAGAGAGUCAGAGCCAUUGGAGAGAGAGCGAGGGUGGGAGAGAUUGCAUUCCCAUCACGUCUUCAUUUCUGCCCUCUCCGAGAGAGAGAGAGAGAGAGAGAGAGAGAGAGAGAGAUCUAACAAGAUUCAAACUAGUGGUCCUUUCCUCCCGAUGCUUUCCAAUUGCAGAAGGAAACUAAGCCCGGCAUCGGACGGUGAGAGCAGCGCACCGGGCAGCGGCAGGACACACCGCGGGAGGAGAUGUGAAGUCGGACGUCCCUCUGAACUAAUGCUGUGAAGUGGCUCUCCCCCUGGAGCCGAGACUUCAUCCCCUUGGUGUCAGCGAGGAUGCUGUGGGUUACCUUGCUGAGCACCAUAGCCUUAGGAUGGACCACCCCGAUCCCACUACUAGAGGACUCAGAGGAGAUCGACGAGCCCUGCUUCGAGCCCUGCUACUGCGAAGUCAAAGAGGGCAUCUUCCACGUCCACUGUGACAGCAAAGGAUUUACAAAUGUCAGCCAAAUCUCGCAAAUAUGGAGUCGGCCCUUCAAGCUCAACCUGCAGAGAAACUCCAUGAGGAAGCUUUACUUCAACAGCUUCCUGCAUCUCAACAAUGCCAUAUCCAUUAAUCUGGGUAAUAACGCCUUGCAAGAUAUCCACGCUGGAGCAUUCAAUGGCUUAGGAAUACUCAAACGGCUGUUCCUACAUGAAAAUAAGCUCGAAGUUUUCCGGAAUGACACUUUUCUGGGAUUGGAGAGUUUAGAGUAUCUCCAGGCAGACUACAAUGUUAUCAAAAGGAUUGAAAGUGGUGCAUUCAGGCACCUUCACAAAUUGAGAGUGCUCAUACUAAAUGACAAUCUGAUCCCGGUGCUCCCAAAUUAUCUUUUCCGGUCCGUCUCUCUCACACAUCUGGACCUGAGAGGAAACAGACUAAAGACACUGCCGUAUAAGGGCACACUGGAAUAUGUUGGAAGGAGCUUGAUGGAAAUUCAGCUGGAGGAAAACCCCUGGAACUGUGUGUGUGAGAUUGUCCAGUUAAAGACAUGGCUGGAGAGAAUCCCAUAUACAGCAUUGGUGGGGGAGAUUACGUGUGAGUAUCCAUUCCACUUACAUGGGAAAGACUUACGGGAAAUCAAACGCAGUGAGCUCUGUCCACUGCUCUCCGAUGCAGAGAUUGAGGCCAAGCUGGGAAUUCCCCGGGUCCCAUUUAGCAAUGAGAACACAUGGCCUACUAAACCUUCCUCCAUGCUCUCAUCCUUUCACAACACAGCGUCUUCUGUGGAAUACAAGGAAAGAGUUGUCAAGCCAACCAAACGACCUCGGCCCACAAAGAACCCGCCAACCCCUCACAGCAUCUACCCAGGCAUCAACCAACCCCCUGUUGCUGGCUACCAAACAAGGCCUCCCAUCCCUAUAAUUUGUCCAGCUGGAUGUAUCUGCAACCUCCACAUCAAUGACCUGGGGCUAACAGUGAACUGUAAAGAGAAAGGCUUUCACAACAUCUCUGAGCUCUUGCCUCGGCCCCUCAAUGCCAAGAAAUUGUAUCUCAGUGGAAACCUAAUACAGAAAAUCUACCGUUCUGAUUUCUGGAAUUUCUCAAGUUUGGAUUUACUGCAUUUAGGGAAUAAUCGUAUAUCCUAUGUCCAAGAGGGCGCCUUUAUUAACCUGCCAAACUUAAAAAGUCUAUAUCUGAAUGGGAACGACAUAGAGAGGCUCACUCCUGGGAUGUUUCGGGGGCUUCAGAUGUUGAGUUAUCUUUACUUUGAGUAUAAUGUCAUACGUGAAAUACAACCUAACUCCUUCUCUCUAAUACCAAAUCUCCAGUUGGCUUUCCUCAAUGACAAUCUGUUACGCUCCCUCCCCACUGACGCCUUCGCCGGCACCAACCUCGCACGCCUCAACCUCCGGAACAACUACUUCCUUUCCCUGCCUGUGCGUGGCGUUCUGGAGCAUCUGACCUCCAUUGUUCAGAUUGAUCUCCAUCAGAACCCAUGGGACUGCUCCUGUGAUAUCAUCCCCCUCAAACAGUGGAUGGAAAAGCUCUCCUCUGUCAUUGUGGUUGGAGAUGUCCUUUGCAAGACACCCGAGUUUGCUUUUGGCAAGGACCUGCGUUCACUGGAGGUCGAGGUCAUCUGUCCCGAGCUCAAGUAUUCUUCCGGUCCUUCCCCAGCCCUGCCUGGUGGGGAUGACCUCACCACAGGCAGCUCCGAAAUGGAGGAGGCAGAUGGAAGAGGAGCUGUUCCGCUGUCUGUUCUCAUCCUCAGCCUUCUCAUUCUCUUCAUAUCAGCUGUGUUUGUGGCUGCGGGGCUUUUUGCUUUUGUUCUGCGUCGCAGGAAGAAGCUGCCCUUCCGUAAGCGCUCUGAGGUAGAUCUGACAGGGAUCCAGAUGCAGUGCAGGAUUUUUGAGGACCCACCAAGACAAAGCUGUGCUGGUAACACAUGCACACCAGAGAAACCGACACCCAGUAUGCACACACACGCUCACACUAGUCACACACAUGCCCAUGGCCACGUUUAUGAUUACAUCCCCCACCCUGUGACUCAGAUGUGUAACAACCCCAUCUAUAAGCCUAGGGAGGGGGAGAUAGCAGAGGAAGACAGAGCGCAGUUUUCCGACAAGAAAGACAAUGGCAACAGUAGCAACACAAACUACAGAACCUUGUUAGAGAAAGAGAGAGAGUGGACCCUUGCCGUCUCCAACUCGCAGCUCAACACCAUCGUCACAGUCAACCACGCCACGGCUGACAUGGCAGGAUUUCAUGAAAAUGGAGGGCUCUGCCCGACAGUGAUUGACAGUCAGAGGCCCACGCCGACAGUGGGCUUUGUAGACUGUUUGUAUGGGACCGUACCAAAACUAAAGGACAUGCAUGUGGCGCAUGCGCACCCACCAGGCAUGCAGUACCCUGAUUUGCAGCAGGAUGCACGGCUGAAGGAGACAUUGCUUUUCACGGCGGGGAAAGGCUGCUACCCCGACCCGUCCCAAAGCGAUUACCUCGAGUUAAGGGCCAAACUUCAAACCAAGCCGGAUUACCUCGAAGUCUUGGAAAAAUCUUACCGGUUUUAACAUCUCUAGCCCAUGGAGAGAAAAAAUAAUGAAAAACAAAACAUACAAACAAGUCAACACAUUCACUUUGCCACCCAAAUCACCCAAAACCAAUACGGAAAAAUAAACUUGAAAAAGCAGCAUGAUAUAAAAUUAAAUAUAAUAUUACAAUUACAACAACAUUUCCCCCCCAAAUCACUUUGGAGGAGAGGCCAUUCUCAGAUAUUUCAAUGAAGUGCCUUUUUUUCAGAGUAGCCAGCAAUGUCAACAGUCGUUAUUUUUAUAAUAUAUAAAUAUCUCUAUAUGCCCGAGAGAGAGCAAAAGAGGAACAAGAGGGGCACCGGGGAAUAAAACAAGCAAAACAUCCUAAAAUACAUCUGUCACUUAAACCCCUUUUUAUGGAGUUACCAUGACGCGCAAGACACACGGGAGCUGGACGUCUCCCUGACUUGGGGGUUUUCCUUCUGCCUCUUUUACCCCUGACUAGGAUGUACAAACACCCGGAAGCCGUGCACAUGAAGUUUGCAGGAAAUUAUUGAAAGAGAGAAAAAAAUAUCAAUACAUAUAUUAAAGUGAACUGCAGUUUGCUGCAUGCACUCGCCUCAGUUGGAGAAGCGAGGGGAUUUAUUCAGAACUAUCAUGUCACAUUAUGAACAGAGAUACUGCAACACAUUUACUGUUCAGUGUUCUAUUUAAUUUUUAUAUCUUAUUAAUAUGUUAUUACUAUCAAUGAGGACUACUGUCUAUAUCAGGGUGCUUCUCGUAAAAAGGACGCGCUGACGCACGGAUGGUAAAACAUUUGUGAAUAUUAUUAUAAGACAAUGCUCAAGGUUUUCUGGAUAUUUCCAUGCACUUUGUUAAGACCCUCCCCCCAUUGCUUCUGGAUUCCCCAUUAUCACCCACUAACGGCUUUGUAGGAGGCACUUUUAAUGUUUUCUCUCUCACAAAGAUUUGAAGAAAAAUGUGCAUAUAUUUAUUCUGUACUUUCAGUGACGAAUUUAAUUGUAAAGGUAAUGUUAAAUCAAUGUAUAGUGAAUAUGCGUCUGGUAUAGCCUUCUUAAUAAAAACAAACUCUUCGAUGAAAUGAUGAAAGGGUUGAUGCCACGGGAACCUGUGUGUGGAGCGCUAUUCACAGGGUGUGUAUUUGGUUUCUUGUUAAAAUGGCAUGUUGAAGCUGUGGCCAACCGUCAUGAAAAAAUGCUAAGGAAGAUGGGAGAAUAGCUACCGAACCAAUAGAAUGCUGGACAGGAAUGUAGUGGAGGGCAAUAACAUUUAAAUGACUCAUUAUUUUCAGAUUAGUAGCAAGUGAAUAGUAGGGAAAGGAAAGAAAAAAGGAUGAACAAAAUGUUAUUUUUUCUGGGAUUAUUUGUAGUUCUUCCUAUGAUCUUCACCUGCUGGAUAUCAUAGUGUACAAAUUUUUUUUUUUAUCUGCCACUACAUUGUUGAUCCUAGUUGGAUGCAAUCCAAAGGUAAAGCAGUAUAGAAAACGCAAUGCCAGAACAAGCCAAAUGAAUGCUGCUGGUUUUGAAGUGGUUAUGAGGAAAGAGGAUAUACCAAAUCAGCGAGGCAUGCUGCGAUUUUCAUUACCUAAACGGGUACCACUGAUUCAAUAAACAGUAAUCGAGAGGACGAGGGAAAACGUGAUUGGAGGUAUAGCUCUUAGAAUUUGCGCAUCUAAUUCCUGACUCCCUCCUAAAGUAGCAGUGUGGUUUCCUGGCACCGGGGGGCGAUAAAAAGGCAUUCAGAUUCAUUCGGCAUUUAGCAGACUGGAUGCAGUUACAAUGUAAUGCACAAAUUGUUUAUUCUUAGAGGUCAUCAAGGUUCAUAUUCAGAAUGAAUUAUUGUCAAGAUAUCUAUAUAUAAAACCUACAUGUGGCAUAAUAAGAUCAUUUCAAUCAUUUUGGUGCAAUAUCAUUUGUUUCAUGAUUCCCCCCUUUAUUUCAACCACUUAUCUUAGAAAUAUAGCAAAAUAAAGCAGGAUAUUCUAGCUGUUUCAACACAAUUAAACUUUGUUUUUCAACUAUCUCAAGAGAGCAGUGCAUUUACAUAUUGGUAUUUCUUAUUUCUUGUUGAGGAAUGUUGAUUACUGCAUUUCGUGCAUUGAAAUUCUUAGUGGUAAAUUAAUCUGUACUAGUCUCCUCCACAGUAACCCUCAUUUGCCAGUUGUUUUUUUUGCAGUGGCAGUUUUCAUAUUUCUCAUUUCCCUAUCCAAGCCUGAUUCUGUUUAGGGACCAAAAAAACAAGGUUGAAACACCUGUGGAGUAAACACGGCAUUGCAAUACUCAUCAUCAUCAUCAUCAUCAUCAUCAUAGUGCCAUUUCUUUUUCUCGAUCCUAAGGUGAAGAAAAAUAUGAUGUUGAUGUCUUUAAAUUUGGGAGUCAUCUAUUGAAAGGAGGGGGCCUUUUUUGCUUUGUUUUAAAAUGGGCAUGAUGUGCAAUUUGCUUUGACUUCAAUAGUUUUACUAGGAGUGGUGAUCAUCAUUUUGAAUUUGGGUGUUAUCGUUUCUCAUAUGUGCCAACUUAUGCAGUGAGUGGAAGAUAUGUAGCAAACCACAUACGUCCCUGUAAAAUGGGAAGACCCUUAAUCAUCUCCAGUACAGAUCAUCAAUGAUCCAGUCUAGAAGUUUGGGAUAUGGAACGUUUUUUAAACUUGUGUUGUGUUUUUUUUUUGGGGGGGGGGGGCAAUUAUUGUUGCUCUAAUGAAUGGAUUUCACUUCAUAUAAAGCCUCUGUAAGCACGGUAGCAUUACGUCAAAGGCGCUUAUGUUUUCUACUCGUUGGAAGUUUCAAUAUGCUGUAUGUUCUGCUGCCCCACCAUAUUUGCCUGAUCCUUUUUUUUCCUUCUUACUUACUUAUCACUUCCACACACACACACACACACACACACACACACACACACACACACACACACACACACACACACACACACACAUUCUCAGGCUUACACAGAGCCUUCCUUUCUCCAACCAAGAGGUUAGACUAUGGUCAGCAUUUUUUCAGUAUGCACUCAGUUUGAUUAAAAAUAACAUAAUGCAUUACUCUGUUAACCUCAAACCCUCAUCAUCACCCCCAACUCCCCAAAUGAAUAAAUAAAUAAAGUUUUGGGAUCAUUGAUGAUUUUGCUAUAGUCCCAUAUCUUGGCAACCUCUUAUACUCUAUCUCCCCCCCCCCCCCCCCCGUCACCCACCCAACAUAAUAUUUCACAAAUGAGUGCUGGGCUUUGUCCCAUUAUAUCAUGCUGAGUGGUUUUAUCCCAAUAAAUCCUCUUGUUAUCCUGCA
Scophthalmus maximus (turbot) is the source of this 6872-nucleotide messenger RNA. RefSeq names its product SLIT and NTRK-like family, member 3a (gene slitrk3a). The record is from RefSeq and is a predicted model, not a curated record. The coding region runs from base 902 to 3616 and encodes 904 amino acids. Gene Ontology annotation, cellular component: GABA-ergic synapse; postsynaptic density membrane. The transcript has 3 exons. Lineage: Eukaryota; Metazoa; Chordata; Actinopteri; Pleuronectiformes; Scophthalmidae. Gene Ontology annotation, molecular function: protein binding. Gene Ontology annotation, biological process: regulation of presynapse assembly; axonogenesis; positive regulation of synapse assembly.